Condylostylus longicornis is the source of this 2061-nucleotide messenger RNA. RefSeq names its product polypeptide N-acetylgalactosaminyltransferase 5-like. The transcript is spliced from 2 exons. Gene Ontology annotation, cellular component: Golgi apparatus. Bases 1 to 2061 code for a protein of 686 amino acids. The record is from RefSeq and is a predicted model, not a curated record. Lineage: Eukaryota; Metazoa; Arthropoda; Insecta; Diptera; Dolichopodidae.
AUGCGAAUGACUAAACUAUUCGUUAAGAGAGCACUACGAUCUCACACAGUCUGGGUGAUAAUUAUUACAAUAGUGUUUUGUUUAGCAAAUUAUAUGAUAUUUCAGAAAGUUGAAAUAAUUUAUUCUGAAUAUCAACAAAAAAUGCAAAUAACACCAAAGCCGGAAAAUUAUGGUUCUGAAGGAAUAAAUUAUCAAAGCUUUAUCGGUUUAGGGCCAUUUGAUGAAUACAGGAAUUCUCCAAAUAAUUUUAAAACUAAUACAAAUUUUAAAAGGGAAAGAACAAGUUUUGAUCAAUAUGGCAAAACAAUAAAAAAGAAUUAUGAUUUAAAUGAUAAUGACGACACGGAAACCACACGAAUCGAUUUUAAUUUUGGAAAUACAUUACUCACCCCAAUAGAGCCCACUCGACCAAUAGAAGAUAAAAAUAAUUUGCAAGUAAAUUUGGAAAACUUACCAGAAACUAAGACUGUAGUUACAUUUCCAACUGAAGAAAUUAAAACUCCAACAACUCCAAUUGAAAAUAACUGGAAUACAAUUACUUUUGAAAAUGAAGAUAAAUUAGAUCAUAUACCAGCAUCUCAAAUUGAAACUAUUACACCCAUAAAUACUGAAACACAAAACUCUUUACCAGGCGAAAUGGGGCAACCAUUUUAUGUUCCUAAAGAUUUAAUUGAAGAAGCAAAUGAAAGAUUCGCAGAAUUUCAAUUCAAUAUUGUUGCAAGCGAUAUGAUUGCUUUAAAUAGGUCUUUACCGGAUUUAAGAUCUGAAGCUUGUAAAAAGAAAAAAUACUUAGAAGAUCUUCCAAAAACAUCUAUAAUAAUAGUUUUUCGAAAUGAGGCAUGGUCAACACUUUUACGUACUGUUUGGAGUGUAAUAAACAGAACUCCACAUAGACUACUUGCUGAAAUAAUAUUAGUUGAUGAUGCUAGUGAAUAUGAUUUUCUAGGAAAACAAUUAGAAGAUUAUGUCGAAAAUUUACCAGUUCCAGUAAAAGUACUGAGAAUGAAAGAACGUUUGGGUUUAAUAAAAGGUCGACUUUAUGGUGUUGAAAAUUCAACUGGAUCUGUUGUUUUAUUUUUAGAUUCGCAUUGUGAAUGUACUGAUGGUUGGAUAGAACCAUUAUUAUCAAGAAUAGCAACAAAUCGAAAUGUUGUUGUUUCACCACAAAUUGAUAUUAUUGAUGAUACAACAUUUAAAAUAUGGAAAGUAUAUGAACAAGUAGGAGGUUUUGAUUGGAUUUUAGAUUUUCAAUGGAUGGAAGUACCAGAACGUGAAUUGAAACGUAUUAAUUAUGAUAAAACGGAACCAAUACAAACACCAACAAUAGCCGGUGGUCUUAUAGCCAUAGAUAAACAAUUUUUUUAUGAAAUUGGUGCAUAUGAUGAUGAAAUGGAUAUAUGGGGCGCCGAAAAUUUAGAAAUGUCAUUUAGAGUUUGGCAAUGUGGCGGUAUUUUAGAAUUAAUUCAAUGUUCACGUGUUGGACAUGUUUUUCGAAGAACAACACCACAUAAAUUUCCUAGGGGUGAACGUCAAACAAUAUUUACAAAUAAGGCAAGAGUUGCGGAAGUUUGGAUGGAUAAAUGGAAAGAAAUAUUUUUUGCAUUAAAUCCUGAUGCAAUAUCCGGCAAUGUAACAAAACGUAAAGAAUUACGUACCCGUUUAAAUUGCAAAAACUUUGAAUGGUAUCUAAAAAACGUUUACCCAGAAAAUAUUUUACCACUUGAAUAUAAUCAUUUAGGUCGAAUACGUAAUAUAGAGACUCAAGAUUGUCUUGACUCAACCGGUAGAGAUCUUCAAAAUAACGUUGAAUUUACAAAAUAUAAAAUUUGUUUAAGUCAAUCAAAUCGAAAUGAAACACAAGUAAAUUUCAGAAUAUGUGAUAACAAUAUUGAAGGUCAGAAUUGGUUUUAUGACUAUGAUAGUAAAAUUUUUAUUCAUUUAAAAAGUGGAAAAUGUUUAACACAGUCUAUUAACGGUACAACUGAAUCAAUUGCAACUUUAAAUGAUUGUGAUGAAAAUUCUAGUAGACAAAAAUGGGAAUUAGCUGAGUUAUUACUUUAG